AUGAAGCAAUAUGGCUUUGGAGCCUUGAAUUCAACUUGGGUGCACGGUACCCAGUCUGCCCCUGCGACGGUUCUCGCGUUGGCGGAGCAGGAGAGCCGCAACAACCUGACGCUCAAUGCAACCCUGAACGCCAGCCUGGGCUCGGACUCGCAGAGCGGCAUCUGGUGGCAUUGCGUUGGUGGCCAAGUUCAUCGCCAUGGCCGUUGCGAGUCCGUGCUGGUGGGUGCCACGGUGGCCCUGCACCAACAUAAUCACAACCGCUUUGUCAAUAUGUGGGGAAGUGACCUGGUUUGGACAGGACACAGAAAUUGGGACCACUUGCCAAGGGGUUGGACAUCGACCUUUUUCAGAGUUCAUCGGAAACACUAUGAGUGCCAAACACACAGAAGAAGAAUGCGACACCCUUGUCACGUGAAGGUCGGCUUCCACAACCCACGAGAGAACAGAUGGAUCCGACUGCGAAACAACCACGACAUGGAUGGCGCGCCGUGGUUUGGCAGCUGGGAGAGCUUUAAUGUCGUGGACGCUGGCGGCGGGAAG
This is a messenger RNA of Symbiodinium necroappetens, 540 nucleotides long. The record is from the annotation of a GenBank genome assembly. NCBI's taxonomy places the organism in Eukaryota, Dinophyceae, Suessiales, Symbiodiniaceae.